Aspergillus melleus is the source of this 951-nucleotide messenger RNA. Its product is annotated as dihydrodipicolinate synthase family protein. Gene Ontology annotation, molecular function: 4-hydroxy-tetrahydrodipicolinate synthase activity. Lineage: Eukaryota; Fungi; Ascomycota; Eurotiomycetes; Eurotiales; Aspergillaceae. The coding region runs from base 1 to 951 and encodes 316 amino acids. The record is from RefSeq and is a predicted model, not a curated record. The transcript has a single exon.
AUGGCUAUCAACGGUUCAACGGGACCGCGGCCCUUAACCCCCGGCGUCUACGUGCCCACGGUCGCCUUCUUUGCCGGCCCCAACGAGGACGUGGAUGUCCCCACGGUCGAGAAACAUGCUGCCUACCUUGCUCAAUCCGGCGUGGCAGGUCUGGUGGUGCAAGGGAGCAAUGGUGAAGCUGUCCACUUGGACCGCGACGAGCGAAAUGUCAUCACGGCCGCCACUCGUCGAGCUCUAGAUGCUCAGGGUGCUUCGACAAUGCCACUCAUUGUCGGCUGUGGUUCCUCCUCCACGCGAGAGACCAUUCAGUUCUGCACCGAUGCCGCUAACGCUGGCGGUGACUAUGCCCUGGUCCUACCACCGUGCUACUACAAGGGCCUUGUCGAUGGCGAGAGCCUCCGCGAGCAUUUCCGCGCUGUGGCUACCGCGUCGCCCAUUCCCGUGCUCAUUUAUAACUUCCCCGGUGCGUCGUCGGGUCUGGACCUCAGCUCCGAUGACAUCUUGGCCCUGUCAGAGCACCCAAAUAUUGUCGGGGUGAAGCUGACGUGUGGCAACACCGGGAAGCUGGCUCGUAUCACGGCCCAGGCCAAACCCGAGUUCCUAACUUUCGGCGGAUCUGCCGAUUUCACGCUCCAGACCCUCAUCGCUGGCGGGGCGGGUAUCAUCGGCGGAGUCGCCAAUCUGAUCCCUCGCGCCUGCGUGCAGGUCAUGGAGCUGUACCGGGCCGGCCGGGUGGAAGAGGCCCAGCGGCUGCAAGCGAUUGUGGCCCGAGCCGACUGGCAUGCAAUCAAGGGAGGGUUCGUUGCUGUCAAGAGUGCGCUACAGAGCUACCGGGGAUACGGAGUACAGCCCCGACGGCCUUGCGUGGUCCCGUCGGCGGAGGAGAGAUUGGCGUUGCAGGAGGCUUUCAAGGAAGGGAUCGAGCUUGAACGGAAAUUGGAAAAGGCGUGA